UUCAAAAUAUACAUAACCUUACGUGCAAAAUGCAUAUAACCUACGACCGUUCCAGCCCCUGAUCCCAUAAAAUGCAAGAGGAGAUGACCCGCAUCUCAAUUUUCCCUUGGCCUAAUGGUACAUGGCCCGCUGUCCCUCGACUCAAAACGAACGAAAGACAUUAGUAAAAUUUGAAAGUUGCUUGGGUUGUUUGGUUCUAGGCUACUCUGGGCUCGCCACGGAUGUCGCGACCAUGGAGGAGAAGGUGACACGAAGAGUCUAGGAGUUUGUGGAAACUGCCAACAGUUGCCACCUCAUCAAAGUGACACGUGUCUUCUUCUUCUCGAUCUGACUCGAAUUUUUCUGCUUUCCGUCUAAUCCAUUUAUGAUAGCUUUGUCCACUUUCUUGUUUGCUGAAACAUACUCAUUAAGAAGCCGAGGCAAAGCAACUUUGAGUCUGAGCUUUGAAGUUUGAAGUCAUCCAGUUAGCAAUCAUAUUACAGAGCGGUAGAAAACGGGGUUUCCAUUUUCUCACAUCCGUGAGGAGAUGAUGCAAUCCAGAUUGGCGGCCGCAGCAGCAUCAAAAGUCCACCGGCUCCUCGUCUCUGCAGCAAUAUCACAAGAUCAUCAAGUUUUCCCUCCAGCUGCAGCACCUGGUAGACUUGCGGCCUCUUCCAUUUCCGGCGGUGGACAAACUGCUGAUCCAGCCAUCCACGCAGUUAAGCCCGAAGAAAAAGCCAAGGCCGCCAGUUCCACUAACCAAUCAGAGUUCAAACGGGCCGCCACCAAGGACGAAGACCCGUAUGUGCCCCCCAAAUCACCCUGUUACCCUUCUUCAUCUCCUCAGAUACAGAGCACGGGCGUGAACCAACCCCAAGAACCCAUCAACCAACAAAAACGCUAUUGCACCUCCACCACCAGUAGCAGUCCUGCUCCCGUUACCCAGUCAACAGAGGCGGUGAGCUGCGCAGGCUUGGACGGCUCCCCGUGGCCGCCGGAGGGCAAGCAAGAAGGAGAGGACGACAAGGCUUACUUUGAGCACCAUAAAGCCUCACCGUUAUCUGAGCUGAAGAUGGUUGAUACUAGGAAGCCUAUAACAAGGGCUACUGAUGGGACGGCAGGCAAUAGUCAGGGGGGUUACUACGGUGGAACUGGGGUCAUAGUUUGGAGGCCUGAGCAGCUGGACACCGCCGAGGAUUCUCUCAGCAGAGCUACGGAGAUUUGGAAAAGUAAUGCGAUGAGGGGUGACCCGGAUUCCCCCCAUGGCAGAAUUCUCAGAGCUCUUUGCGGGGAGUAUUGGUGAUUCUCUCUCUUAUUAGCCUUGCGUACACGAGCUCGAUAAGUAGUAUACUACAAAUUAAAUUCUCUCGCACUUUUGUCUUCGUGAACUUGAAGCGAAGCUUGGGGACCUUUCCGAAAUGUGUGUAAUUGUGGUACUAACUGUUAAGCCAUUUAUAACUUGACAAUAGCAACGAGUACGUACAGUUGGCAAAGCUUGCCUUUUA
This is a messenger RNA of Coffea eugenioides, 1484 nucleotides long. RefSeq lists its product as uncharacterized. The transcript has a single exon. The record is from RefSeq and is a predicted model, not a curated record. The coding region runs from base 527 to 1282 and encodes 251 amino acids. Lineage: Eukaryota; Viridiplantae; Streptophyta; Magnoliopsida; Gentianales; Rubiaceae.